This is a messenger RNA of Lathyrus sativus (Indian pea), 222 nucleotides long. NCBI's taxonomy places the organism in Eukaryota, Viridiplantae, Streptophyta, Magnoliopsida, Fabales, Fabaceae. The record is from the annotation of a GenBank genome assembly.
AUGACUAAAGCAGCAGGCAAAGUGCGUCACGACUACACACGGAGGGAUCUGAUUCCACUAGUGUCAGAGAUUCAAACAUGUUGUCGCCUUAUAGUCUACGAGGCUGUGUAUUUGCGUUGUGAGCUUCUUUUGGCAGUGGUGCGUGAAUGUCGUGAUAACGGUGCUGCCCUUACUUUCAUGGAGAAAUCACCUCACGCUGAGUUUAUAGGCUCGGGAUUUUAG